Molecule: messenger RNA, 2243 nt
Organism: Momordica charantia (bitter melon)
Lineage: Eukaryota; Viridiplantae; Streptophyta; Magnoliopsida; Cucurbitales; Cucurbitaceae
Gene: SIGA
Product: sigma factor A
Biological process (GO): DNA-templated transcription initiation; regulation of DNA-templated transcription
Molecular function (GO): DNA-binding transcription factor activity
Source: RefSeq, a predicted model, not a curated record
GCUUCCCAUAUCUUCAAUGCUUAAACAUUUUCCUCUCAAUUUUUUCCCAUUAUCUCUGAUUUUUCCAUCGAUCCCACGUUCCCACUUCCUCUAAAUUUCUUCCCAUGAAAUUUCGAAUUAACCCCACCAGAAAUUUGCAACAAAAUUUGAAAACAAAAAGAAAAAAAAUCGUUGAUAUUCGUUCCUGAUACGAGGCAACAAACCAUUCUUCCAUCUUCUUUCUUUGGAUUCAUCGCCUCUCUCCCUUCCUCUACAUUGUCUUCCUCAAUUUUCUCUAGUUCAGAUUGCAGGUGGGAAUUUGACCCUCUUUCUACUCUGUUUGAUGAAUUUAGGGCUGUUUUUGGUUUGAAGAAAUUUGAGGUGUUAUUCGAAGUCAUUGAUCCACUGUUGCUGGUGAAGCGAAUUGAAUUGGASUUUGAUUUGGUUCAGUCAAUUUUGUGCUGAAACGUGUGAUGAUAAUAGUAUUGUACACAAGAAGAAGAGAAGCCAUAUGAUGGCAACAGCUGCAAUAAUUGGGCUUGGUGCAGCAAAGAGGCUGUUGAAUUCUUCAUCCUAUUAUUCUGAUUUCCCAGAAAAGCUUUUAUAUGCCAAUGACCAUAGGUUGGGGCAAAGCCAAGUUUCCCCCACAAAGAGUGUGGUAAUAGCGAAAAGUUCGGCUAACUUUUCCCCGAGCUUCCCAUCGUCGAAUCGACACACACAAUGCAUCAAAGCUGUGAAGGAACAUGUAGAUACUCCCUCUUCCCCAACUGUUGAGCCAUGGCUUCAGAACUCCACACAAUGGGAAGAUGAAGAAAUUGAUCUCAAAUGUACUGUGGAGGCUCUUCUUUUGCUGCAGAAGUCCAUGCUGGAGAAGCAAUGGAAUCUAUCUUUUGAGCAAACUGUGCCGACUGAUGCAAGUAGAGGAAGAACUCAGAAGAAAGUACCUGUUACUUGUUCGGGUGUAUCGGCCCGGCAAAGGAGAAUGAGCUCKAAGAGGAAGAUACAGAGUAAAAACUGUUUUAUGGUUCAACCAAAAAUCAGUAAGCAGCUAAGAUCUACCAUCAGUCCUGAGCUGCUCCAAACCCGUUUGAAGGGCUAUGUGAAAGGUUUAGUGAGUGAAGAGCUACUUUCUCAUGCUGAAGUCGUACGUCUUUCGAAGAAAAUUAAAGUCGGUCUCGCGUUGGAGGAGCGUAAAACCAGACUGAAGGAAAGACUAGGAUGUGAGCCCUCUGAAGACCAACUGGCAAUAUCGCUUAAGAUUUCUCGCACAGAGUUACGUUCGAGAGUAAUUGAGUGUUCAUUGGCGAAGGAGAAGCUAGCAAUGAGCAACGUUCGUUUGGUAAUGUCGAUUGCACAAAGAUAUGACAACAUGGGGGCUGAAAUGGCUGACUUAGUUCAGGGUGGCUUGAUUGGACUUCUCCGCGGGAUCGAAAAGUUUGAUUCCUCAAAGGGGUUCAGAAUCUCAACCUAUGUUUAUUGGUGGAUACGCCAGGGUGUUUCAAGAGCAUUAGUUGAGAAUUCAAGAACGCUGAGAYUGCCAACUCAUUUGCACGAGAGAUUAGGAUUAAUUCGCAAUGCCAAAGUUAGACUGCAAGAGAAGGGAAUCACUCCAUCACUUGAUAGGAUUGCAGAAUCCCUCAACAUGUCCAAAAAGAAAGUCAAGAAUGCCACUGAGGCAAUCAGCAAGGUGUUCUCUUUAGACCGUGAAGCAUUCCCUUCAUUGAAUGGUCUUCCUGGCGAAACUCAUCAUAGUUACAUUGCGGAUAAUCRCCUUGAGAACGACCCGUGGCAUGGCACGGACACGUGGAUUCUGAAGGCUGAGGUAAACAAACUCAUCAAUAUGACGCUUGGCGACCGAGAAAGAGAGAUCAUUCGUCUUUACCACGGUUUGGAUAACGAAUGUCUGACAUGGGAGGAAAUAAGCAAACGCAUAGGGUUGUCCAGAGAAAGGGUAAGGCAAGUUGGACUGGUGGCAUUGGAGAAACUAAAGAAGGCAGCCAAGACAAGGAAGAUGGAAGCCAUGCUGCUCAAACAUUAAGCUGCCAAGAACAUAUAAUUACAAUUCAUACAUUGUAGAGACCAUCCAUUGUCUACUGUAUAUAUACAGAAAGCGAAACUGUGUCAUUCGCAAUUGUGAUUUUGAUCAGAAAUAGCGAUAACCGAUAAUAGGGAAAGUUUCUGUACGAGAUUUUCAUCCAAGUGUUGAACACUUGAGCCCCCAUCUACUAAAUGUGAAUCAAUYUUUUUACGAAAUUCGAUUUCGA